This is a messenger RNA of Cherax quadricarinatus, 2136 nucleotides long. Its product is annotated as zinc finger protein SNAI2-like. Gene Ontology annotation, biological process: regulation of DNA-templated transcription. Gene Ontology annotation, molecular function: RNA polymerase II cis-regulatory region sequence-specific DNA binding; DNA-binding transcription factor activity, RNA polymerase II-specific. The record is from RefSeq and is a predicted model, not a curated record. NCBI's taxonomy places the organism in Eukaryota, Metazoa, Arthropoda, Malacostraca, Decapoda, Parastacidae.
AACAGAAUAGUAACCCAUCAAUUUAUCGUAGCAAUUACGUUAUAUGAAUUUAACUUAAACAUUGGUAAACUUCUAUGAAUUAGGAACUAUAUAUGUGAAAUCUUGGGCGGUGUCAUGCUAUCAGGCACGAGCGGUGAAGCCCCGCCUUCCACACCUGAUUGGCCGACGGCACUCUCCUUCUGCACCUGCUUCCUGGGAGAGUAUAUAAGGCAGAGCACGCGUCGUUCUCUCCAGAACAGUUAAACCCACUGUAAAGUUCACUACGCCUCUCGUGUUAGUCAAUGAGUUGUGAGAGACACCAUGCCAAGCUCAUUCAUGGUUAAGCGCAACUAUGCGCACUGUCCGCUCAAGAAACGACCUUUGGCUUUAUACAACGAGCCAGCCACGUCGCCCCCUGAGCAGGACCAGCCCGAGGAUCUUAGCGUGAAACGGCCGCGCUUGGAGUCUCCUGCAGAAGCACCUACAACGACUCCAGCAGUGUGUCCACCUGCUGCAGAACUUCCUCUGUGGCCCCCCAUCCCCUCCCCGCCCACAGCGGCAGUGCCAACAGUGCUCCAUUCAGUGCCUCGCCACGCACCUCCUUCACCCCCUGCAGCCAGGGUGGCCGAAACUCUUCCAUCCCUUGCAGAGUACUACCUGCAGCUCUUCAGGAGCACGUCAGACGCCCCGGAGCCCCGUCGAGUGGAGCCCCGACCUACCCUGCCACAGUGGAACACCCCGUACCUGCCGCCUUCACCUCAAGCCUCACCCGUCACCUCUGAUCACUUGCCCAUCAGUCCAGUGCCGUUCCACUGCUACCCAGAUACCUCUGCCCUCAUCUCACCCGUCUCCACCUGCUCCUCCACAGCUUCCGAGUCUGAGGACGAUGCUGGAGUCUCUAGACAACGUCGAGAGGCUCGGUACUCUUGCAGUGACUGCAGCAAGUCAUACUCUACGUACUCUGGUCUAAGCAAGCACAAGCAGUUCCACUGUGCCGCGCUGGGAGCCAAGUCGUUCUCGUGCAAGCACUGCGACAAGGUGUAUACCAGCCUGGGUGCUCUCAAGAUGCAUAUACGCACCCACACGCUACCCUGCAAGUGUCACCUAUGUGGCAAGGCCUUCUCGCGGCCCUGGCUGCUGCAGGGCCACAUCAGGACCCACACCGGAGAGAAACCCUUCCAGUGCCCGCAGUGUGACCGCUGCUUCGCUGACCGCAGCAACCUGCGGGCUCACCUCCAGACCCACGCUGACAUCAAGAAGUACGCCUGUGUCACCUGUCACAAGACCUUCUCCAGGAUGUCUCUGCUUAACAAACACACGGAGGCAGCCUGCCCAGCCAGACCUCACCCCAACCUGGAGCACCAGCUACAGGAACUACAGCAUCAGGACGUACAGCAGCAGGAGCAGCCCCCAGCCAGCCCCACCGAGGAGGACCAGUAGCAGUUCCUUCAAGGCAUCCUCUUCCCCCUCCAGUCCCCCCCAGAUUCUCCAGGAGUUGCCCCUCUAUUCCCCCCACCAGGGAGGCCUAGUCCACCCAUGUCCUACCUAGUCAGCGAGCUCACUACCUUGAUGUGUUCCUAUGUUGGUCACUAGUCUAGUUAUUAAGCCAUAUUGUCCUCACCAGGACCACCAAGCCAAAGAUUUAUAUAUUAUUAUUAUGUAUUAAUUACACUUUUAUUCUGUAAUAAAAUAUAUUUGAAUUUAUCGAACCUCUUUCAUUUAUAUUCUGCCUCUGAUGGAAGCAAAAAAUGAACGAUGCAAACUGAAAUUAAGAGAAUCUUAAGUAAUGAAUGAAUCAGUAUGAAUCUGAAUGAUAAGAUUGAUUACGUAUUACCAUAAGUUUAUCUGAACGUUACCUGAUGGGUACCUGAACACCGUUACCUGAUGGGUACCUGAACACCGUUACCUGAUGGGUACCUGAACACCGUUACCUGAUGGGUACCUGAACACCGUUACCUGAUGGGUACCUGAACACCGUUACCUGAUGGGUACCUGAACACCGUUACCUGAUGGGUACCUGAACACCGUUACCUGAUGGGUACCUGAUGAUGUCAUCAGCAAUUCUAAAACUUCAUUCAGACCUUAAAAAAAAAGAAACAAAAGAAUUGGAGAGAUAAUGAUAAAAGCGAGAUUAGUAAAAAUAUUCUGGCAACAACA